GUACACAGUAGCCUUCAAGGUACUCGCAGCUUCAUCCAACUUUUCACCAUCCAUGAUAUUUUAUUGUAUUGCCUUAUCAUCUCGGAACGAUCUGCAAUCCAGUGUUCAUGCAUCGAAGGUCAAGUUCAUGCGUGUCAAUCACGAGUUUCACCGCCCAUUUACCCCUGUUUCCCAGUCCUCGUGGUCUGACGCAAGAUAGGCGGUGAGGCAAGGAAGAUCACUAUCCCGGGCGCCUUGGUACCUUAUACGAUUCGAUCGAUACCUCACAGGCCUGUCGAUGACUUGCGUUCACGGCCCGAAGCGAGAUCGACUGCCACCACCGCUCCAUACUCCUGGGACUUUCAUCAGAUCUCCCUGCUCCCAUUGACCUUGCUGAACUUUGAUGGAACUUCAACCAUUUAAAUUAUUAUGAUCUUGUUCGUCAUCCUCGUCGACCUGCAGCAUGGUUUUGAAAAAUAUGCCAACACCGAAGUAUCUCUGGUCCAACACCGCCUUCACCGACUUUCCGGGUCUCACUCCUGCACAAAUUUGCGUGCUUCAAACCAACUCCCUGCGACCAACUUACAAAUAACGGGCAGUGCGGCCCUCAAAACUAUCAUCCGCAGAGGACGCAAAAGUAGUGACAACGCUAUUCUCCUAGAACCCAGUCCAAGAACGGCCGUCUUUCAUCAGAGCCAAUCCAUGGGUCAGAACCCCCACCAUAUUGGUCACAUGGCCACCGAACCCGAAGAUGCAGACUUCGCGCCAGCUUCAAACUGGGUUCGACUCGUUCCUGCGUCCUGCUGUGUGAUGUAGCACAGAUCGACUUCUGCAACCAAAAUCGUGCGAUGCGAGUCAUCCUGAGAACUUGUUGGCGCUGGUCUGGAUUGUCGCGGGAUGGACUACUUGCAGCACGAAGUUGAUCGGCUGUAGCAUCCCGACUGGCUGGGUCUCAAAGACCAACUUCUGCUGCCGACAAAUAGCGGUUCUCGAAAGCGUUGCCAUGGUGGACAACCCUCCUUGGCGAUCAUUUCACCGUGACCGGUUGCAGUGUUGCAGUCUCUCGCUUUUUGCCACCGCUUGCCUUUCUCCUUCAGGACUGAUUUUCCUUGAGUUGCAUGGCUCUCGAAAUCUUCAACCCUUGCGAUUGGACGGUAG
Molecule: messenger RNA, 1137 nt
Organism: Exophiala xenobiotica
Lineage: Eukaryota; Fungi; Ascomycota; Eurotiomycetes; Chaetothyriales; Herpotrichiellaceae
Exons: 1
Coding region: 409-795 (128 amino acids)
Source: RefSeq, a predicted model, not a curated record